Messenger RNA from Ostreobium quekettii, 750 nucleotides. The record is from the annotation of a GenBank genome assembly. Lineage: Eukaryota; Viridiplantae; Chlorophyta; Ulvophyceae; Bryopsidales; Ostreobiaceae.
AUGGCCGCCAUCCGGGCGGCCCUCCGCGGCGCCCUACGCCGGGCCCCCCUCGCCUCCCCGCUUCCCCCCCUCCCCCGCAUCCCGCCCAUCCGAUCGGCCGACCGCGCCCGCCGGAUCCCGCGCCCGGCCUGCCUCGCCUCUUCCGCAACCUCCCAGGAGGCCGACGCCCCAGGAGGAGGCCAGGGCGGCGGCCGCGCGGAUGUCGGAGGAGAGGAGGCCGGGGGGCAGGCGCCUCCGCUGCCACCGGUGGCAGCGCUGGACGUGCGCGUGGGGAGGAUAGUGGCCGUGGAGGUGCACCCGGACGCGGACAACCUGUAUGUGGAGAGCAUCGACGUGGGGGAGGAGGCACCCCGGACGAUCGUGAGUGGGCUGGUGAACUACGUGCCCAUUGAGGAACUGAAGGACCGGCGGGUCACGGUCCUGUGCAACUUGAAACCCAGGAACAUGCGGGGGGUCAAGUCCCACGGCAUGCUGCUGGCAGCCUCAGACGCCUCCCACGAGGUGGUGGAGCCGCUGGACCCCCCGGAGGGUGCGGCAGUGGGCGAGCGGGUGUGGUUCGGUGAGCCGGACCCCGAGGGCCAGGCGCCCCCCGAGCCGCCCAACAGGCUGCAGAAGAAGAAGAUCUGGGAGAAGCUGCAGCCCAAGCUGGGCACGAAUGGGGAGCGGGUGGCGACGUUCAAUGGCGCGCCGAUGAGCACGUCUGCCGGGGCUGUGACAGCGGCCACUUUGGUGAAUGCGAGCAUAUCGUGA